Drechmeria coniospora is the source of this 528-nucleotide messenger RNA. Its product is annotated as glutathione peroxidase. Gene Ontology annotation, biological process: response to oxidative stress. The transcript has 2 exons. The record is from RefSeq and is a predicted model, not a curated record. Gene Ontology annotation, molecular function: glutathione peroxidase activity. NCBI's taxonomy places the organism in Eukaryota, Fungi, Ascomycota, Sordariomycetes, Hypocreales, Ophiocordycipitaceae. Bases 1 to 528 code for a protein of 175 amino acids.
AUGGCAUCCGCGACCAGCUUCUACGACUUCAAGCCGCUCGACAAGCUUGGAAAGGAGGUGCCCCUCGCCGAUUACAAGGGCAAGGUCGUCCUGAUUGUCAACACGGCCUCCAAGUGCGGCUUCACGCCGCAGUAUGCCGGCCUCGAGUCUCUCUACAAGUCCAUCGGCGAGAAGCACCCCGAUCAGUUCGCCGUCCUCGGCUUUCCCUGCAACCAGUUCGGCGCCCAGGAACCCGGCACCGACGAGGAGAUCCAGGACUUCUGCCAGCUCAACUACGGCGUCAGCUUCCCCAUCAUGCACAAGAUCGACGUCAACGGCGACGACUCCGCUCCGCUGUACCAAUGGCUCAAGGAGGAGAAGCCUGGCCUGAUGGGCCUCAAGCGCGUCAAGUGGAACUUUGAAAAGUUCCUCGUCGGCCGCGACGGCAAGGUCAAGGGCCGCUGGGCGAGCACCACCAAGCCCGAGACGCUCGAGAAGAUCAUCCUGGAAGAGCUGACCCAGGAGCAAGCCCCGGCCCCGGAGGGUUGA